AUGGCGACCACAAAAGUUGCACUCAUCACCGCCAGCUCAGCAGGUCUGGGCGCGCAGAUAGCACGCGUAUUCGCACCAGACUUCCGCGUAGUGAUAAACUAUUCCUCAAACUCCGACCGAGCCGCCACCCUCAUGAAAGAGCUCUCCUCCAUCCCCGGCCCCUCCUCCUCAUGCACCCCCCGCUUCCACCUCAUCCAAGCCGACAUGUCCUCGAAGCCCUCCGUCCAAAACCUCGUCCAAGAAACCAUCUCAACAAUGGGCCGCCUCGACGUCGUCGUCUCAAACGCCGGCUGGACCCGCAUGACCACCUUCACCGACAUCGAACAGCAGAUAAACGACGAAGACUGGGACAAGUGCUUCACUAUGAACGUAAAAACACACAUGUGGCUCGCCUACGCCGCAAAAGACGCCUUAGCCUCAACCGAAGGCACAUUCAUCUCCACAGCGAGCGUAGCGGGAGUCAAGCCCAGUGGGAGUAGCGUGCCGUAUGCUGUUACGAAAGCGGCGCAGAUACAUCUUGCGAAGAGCUUGGCUGUUAUUCUUGCGCCCAGGAUUAGGUCCUGGUAUGUUGCUUACGGAGUGGGGACUCAAGUUUCCGGAGAAGAAAAGGGAGGCGGCGAUUCAGAAUACUAA
Messenger RNA from Alternaria arbusti, 633 nucleotides. RefSeq lists its product as uncharacterized. Bases 1 to 633 code for a protein of 210 amino acids. The record is from RefSeq and is a predicted model, not a curated record. The transcript is spliced from 3 exons. NCBI's taxonomy places the organism in Eukaryota, Fungi, Ascomycota, Dothideomycetes, Pleosporales, Pleosporaceae.